GAGAGGAGGAGAGAUAGAGAGGGUGGGGGGGCUUGGCUGGGAGGCUGAGGAGGACCUGAGCGCAGAGGAAGAAGAAGAAGCAGCAGCGGCAUUAGAGGAAGAAGAAGAAGAAGAAGAAGGGUCAUCAUCCGACACUCAUCAGUGACAGCUGCUCAGGAUUUUAGGCAUUCUUCCCCCUCACCACCUCUGGCCUGACGGACCCACCAGCCCAUCACCAUGAACUACCUCCGCCGGCGCCUGUCAGACAGCAGCUUUGUGGCCAACCUCCCCAACGGCUACAUGAUGGAUCUGCAGAGGCCGACUCCUCCAGGUUCAUCCACUUCCUCCCCGGCCUCCCCGGCCACAGAGAGGCGGCAGCCCCCGAGCGCCCCGACUCCGGGCCCUAACCCAGCCUCGGGCCCAGCCCCGACUUCGGGCACAGGGAGCUUCCUCAGCUCCUUCUCCAGUGUGGUGAAGAGUGCUCAGAUGGCCCAGAAUGUCGCUGCCGCUGCACACGCCAAAUCAGCAGCAACAGCAGCUGAAGGAGCCUCGACGGGAAGCAGCCAGCCACCUAAACCUGUCAUACGCAAGCCCAAGAUCUUGCUUGUCAUUGAUGAUCAGCACACAGACUGGGCAAAGUAUUUUCGAGGGAAGAAGCUGAACGGAGAAUAUGAGAUCCGAGUGGAGCAGGCGGAGUUCUCAGAGAUCAACCUGGCCUCCUACGUCACCUCGGGAUGUAUGGUGGACAUGCAGGUCAACAAAGGUGGCACCAGAGUGGUCAGGUCCUUUAAGCCAGACUUCGUCCUGAUUCGCCAGCACGCCUACAGCAUGGUCCCCGGUGAGGAUUUCAGGAACCUUGUGAUCGGCCUGCAUUUCGGUGGCGUCCCAAGCAGCAACUCUCUCUUCUCCAUCUACAACUUCUGCAGCAAACCUUGGGUGUUUUCUCAGAUGAUUAAGCUCUACCACUCUCUUGGUCCUGAAAAAUUCCCCCUGAAUGAACAAACCUUCUAUCCAAACCACACGCAGAUGGUAACAACCCCGACAUACCCUGUGGUGGUCAAGAUGGGACACGCCCACGCUGGCAUGGGGAAGAUCAAAGUGGAAAAUCAACAGGACUUCCAGGACAUCACCAGCGUGGUGGCUCUGGCUGGGACCUACGCCACCACCGAGCCCUACGUCCAGUCCAAAUACGAUAUCCGCAUCCAGAAGAUCGGCAACAACUACAAGGCUUACAUGAGAACGUCCAUCUCUGGGAACUGGAAGGCUAACACGGGCUCUGCCAUGUUGGAACAGAUCGCGAUGACUGACAGAUAUCGGCUGUGGGUGGACUCCUGCGCCGAGAUGUUUGGUGGCCUAGACAUCUGUGCAGUGAAGGCCGUCCACGGAAAAGACGGCAACGACUAUAUCAUCGAGGUGAUGGACAGCUCCAUGCCUCUGAUUGGUGAGCAUGUGGAGGAGGAUAAACAGCUGAUCACAGAGCUGGUCAUCAACAAGAUGGCGCAGGUGCUGCUGGGAGUCACCACACCUCAGCCUUCCUCUGUCAAGACCACACAGCCCAGACGAGGGGGACACCGCUCUGCUUCUGCAUCUCCAUCCCAGUCAGCCCAGGGUUCACCUCAGCGAGCCCGAUCAGCCACCACCUCACCCAGCCAGGCCUUCCAGCCCGGCCCCAUCCCUGCCACCUCCGGGCCUGGAGCUCAGAAACAGUCACCACAGCUAAACAAAUCCCAGUCGCUGACCAACACCUUUACAGAGACGUUACGAGGAACCCUGACAGAUGACGAGGCCAAAGCUGAGACCAUCCGCAGCCUCCGACAGUCCUUCGCCAGCCUCUUCUCCGACUAAAAACCUCCCCAGAAGCUUCCUCUCUCUGUCAGUUGUCAGGUUUGGGGGGAAAAAAAAAGAAAACAACCUGACUGGUUAAUCUGUUCUGGAGUCUCCCUCCUCCUCAGAGCCUCAGCUUCCUGUUCCUCCUCUUUCCUUCUCACUGUUUGUGAACACCUGGUGAAUCCUGCUGUCCUCAGAUCAGUGAUUAAACUAACACUAGAAAGGCCAAGACUAGAUUUUGGGGUUGAAGAUGAAGAUGUCAAACUUUAAAAGCUAUUGACAUUUGCCCUCCUUACAGGACAUGUAAAGAGAUAAGUACAGACGCAGAAUCAAACCAGACCCCAUUCAAAUUUCUGCAACUUUUAAAUAGCUUGGUGAUUAUGUCUGUUUCCUCUUUGCUGGUCAUGCCAGUUUGAAUAGAUGCAGAAAAAGGUCAAUAUAAGCAUCAGUUCGGCUGAUAUUUGGCAGUCUUUCUUCCCCUUUUACCCAUAAUCCUUUGUGUUUUUAUAGAAUAGCACUGCGGUGAUCAUGUUAGACGACUGAGUCAUUUUCAGGCAUUUCGAUGCUGUAAUUUGGCGUGUUUAAAGUUGAAAAAGAGUUGAAAAGCAUCAAUAAAAACAUGUGAAUUCCCCCUUUAGAUCAGCAGUCAGCUGUCAGCAGCUUGGCCUUUCUAGUGGUAAAGAAUCACAGUAAA
Epinephelus lanceolatus (giant grouper) is the source of this 2500-nucleotide messenger RNA. It is a transcript of the gene syn3, whose product is annotated as synapsin III. Gene Ontology annotation, cellular component: synaptic vesicle; synaptic vesicle membrane. The record is from RefSeq and is a predicted model, not a curated record. Gene Ontology annotation, biological process: neurotransmitter secretion. Gene Ontology annotation, molecular function: ATP binding. NCBI's taxonomy places the organism in Eukaryota, Metazoa, Chordata, Actinopteri, Perciformes, Serranidae.